CGCGUCGACCGAAUCCACUAGCAUCCCUCCCUCUUCCGCGUCUCCGCUCCUAUAAUAUGCCUGCGCCCCUCAAUUCCACACCCACCAAACUGCUAGCAGCGCCAGCGGCGGUCAGCGUCAGCGUCAGCGCCCGACCAAAUUUCCCCCCUCACCUCCCCCUCUCCCGUCGUCGGCAUGGCCACCGACGUGCUGCGCGCGCGCAACGUCCUCUUGCCGGCGCCGCCGCAGAGGAUCCGGGCGGCGGCGGCGGCGCGCCGGAGGGCAGCUGGUAGCGACAGCCACCACCCCGGCGCCACCGCCACCAGGAGGAGGUCGCCGCCGGCCGGGACAUCGUCCCCCGCGGCGGGGCGAAGACACCCCGGCGGCAGAAGGGCGAGGCCUGCGGCGGAGGUGUACGCCGGCCCAUCGUUCUCGACGUCCCCCGACCCGAGCUUGCUGCCGCUACCGCAGUUCCCUGCCAGGAAGGCCGUGGCCGUGGCCAUGACGACCGCCGUCGACGCCGCCGCCGCCGCGACGCGCGACCUCAGGCUUAUCCUGCGGCUGGAGUAGCCAUCAGGACACAUAGCUCGUCUGCUGGCUCUAACGCUGGCUUCGAUUUCUCUUCUUAAUUCUUCCUUCUUUAUUAGCUCCUACUCCUAGUCCUUGUCGACGCAUCAUCGAUCGAGCUGCACGUUGGUUCUGGCUGCUCUCCUGGUAUGGGUCCCACGCUGCCGCGGCGAGGCUUCCGGCUCAGUUUUAUUGUGUGGUCGGCGGCGAGGCACGCGGCGGCCAUGGGAUCCCACCGCGACGGCGGUGUAGAAUGAUAGCAGCUGUAAUACACUACUCUGUACUGUGAUGUGCAAGUAGAUAGUACUAGUUACUAGUUAGCCAGUGUAGGGUUCCUCCGUGUAACAAGUCAUCAGCGUGUGAUCCUCUUCGUCUGUUCAUCAAUAUACACAUUUCUAUAUGUUUCAACAA
This is a messenger RNA of Zea mays, 957 nucleotides long. RefSeq lists its product as uncharacterized. The transcript has a single exon. NCBI's taxonomy places the organism in Eukaryota, Viridiplantae, Streptophyta, Magnoliopsida, Poales, Poaceae. The coding region runs from base 175 to 549 and encodes 124 amino acids. The record is from RefSeq and is marked validated.